Molecule: messenger RNA, 1072 nt
Organism: Xenia sp. Carnegie-2017
Lineage: Eukaryota; Metazoa; Cnidaria; Anthozoa; Malacalcyonacea; Xeniidae
Product: radial spoke head 1 homolog
Exons: 3
Coding region: 137-796 (219 amino acids)
Biological process (GO): spermatid development; axoneme assembly
Cellular component (GO): nucleus; motile cilium
Source: RefSeq, a predicted model, not a curated record
ACAUGUGAUAUAUAAAUGAAAACUUUCCUCAGCAAGACUGCAACAUACACGCAUAUAUUUUAAGUUAGAAUUUUAGUUUGCUCAUUGAGUAAAUUUUGAGACUCUAAAGCAAAUAGAACUAAAAUUAGAAGGUGCAAUGUCUUCUGACGAAGAAUCAAUCGAAGGGGAAGAAGGUCCAUAUCUUGGCGAGUACGAAGGCGAACGUAAUCAAAACGAAGAAAGGCACGGCAAAGGAAAGGCAAAACUACCAAAUGGGGAUACUUAUGAAGGAUUUUAUGAAAAUGGGAAGAGAAACGGACAGGGGACAUACAAAUUUAAAAAUGGUGCAAGGUAUAUCGGUAGUUACACAAAUGGAAAGAAAAACGGCUAUGGUACAUUUGUCUAUCCAGACGGUUCAAAAUACGUAGGCAACUGGGUGAAUGAUGAAAAACAAGGAUUUGGAACAUAUUAUUAUGCAAACGGCGAUAUUUAUGAGGGAGACUGGUAUGAAAACAAAAGACAAGGACAAGGUGUUUACACAUUCAAAAUGACUGACUCACGUUAUCACGGAACCUGGAGCAACGGUCUUUGUGAAGGUGUAGGUGAAUUGACACACGCCAAUCAUCGAUACUCGGGUCGAUUUGCAGAUAACUGUAUGAAAGGUAAAGGAAAAUAUCUCUUUGAUAUUGGUUGUCAGCAAAUUGGAGAGUAUGAUGUUGAAGAAGAUCAAAUUCAGGGAGAGACAGAAGAAGAUGAAGCAACAACUUUAGUCAAAGCUUUAUGGAAACCUAAAUCAUUGACCGCAAUUGAAAGAUGAGCUUUCAAGUCACAAAAAACUAGCUAUUGAAUAGUACUUAUGUUACAGUAUACCGAUUUUUAGCACCAAAAUUUUUAAAUGCAUAAUUUCAAUCUUUUUUGAGCGAAUUUCACCUCUUGUACGCUGCAAUAUUAGCACGGACAAAUUGUUAAGAUUAUAACAUAUAUCAAAAUGUAAAUAUCUCAACGUGAUAUUUAACUUAGGUAACUCAACUUUUCAUAGCACAUGAAAUACAAAAUGUAAGUUUUUAUUAUCAAUUUACAUUGGAGGAGUUUA